AUGGACUUAGCUGGUUCUGAGAGAGUUUCUCUGACGAAAGCUGCUGGUGAGCGUCUUAAAGAGGGGGCUAACAUAAACAAAUCUUUGUCAGUAUUAGGAAAUGUGAUAAGGCAACUAAGCGAGGGGAAGGAGUUUAUCAGUUAUCGCGAUUCGAAAUUGACUAGACUGCUCUCACAGGCUCUUGGCGGUAAUGCCAAAUCAUUGAUUAUCGGGAAUGUUACUUUAGCUGCAGAGGAGGAGAGACUACACCAGAAUUCGCCCAAAGCACUAAAACUGUCAAAAAUAAAACGAAAGUAA
Messenger RNA from Acanthoscelides obtectus, 297 nucleotides. NCBI's taxonomy places the organism in Eukaryota, Metazoa, Arthropoda, Insecta, Coleoptera, Chrysomelidae. The record is from the annotation of a GenBank genome assembly.